This is a messenger RNA of Microsporum canis CBS 113480, 969 nucleotides long. Its product is annotated as short-chain dehydrogenase. Lineage: Eukaryota; Fungi; Ascomycota; Eurotiomycetes; Onygenales; Arthrodermataceae. The transcript has a single exon. The record is from RefSeq and is a predicted model, not a curated record. The coding region runs from base 1 to 969 and encodes 322 amino acids.
AUGGGUGCUCAGUUCUCGCAGUUUUUCCCACCCAAGCCGACCUGGACAGAGGCAGAUGUGGGUUCACAGGAUGGAAAGGUCUUUAUCGUGACAGGAGGUGCAUCUGGCAUCGGCUUGGAACUAGUCAAAAUGCUUUAUCGAAAAGGAGGGAGGGUUUACAUCGCUGGGCGGUCCGAGGAAAAGGCACAAACGGCAAUCCAGGAGAUACAGGCUGCUGUGCCCGAGGGUGGUGGCUUGGAGUUUCUUCAUCUCAUGCUUGACGAUCUAAACAGCAUUAAAGCAUCUGUCGAAGCAUUCAAAGAAAAAGAAUCCAGACUCGAUAUUCUCUGGAACAAUGCAGGCGUCUCUCAGCCGCCACUAGGAAGCCUAUCUAAACAAGGGAUUGAGCUACAACUCGCAACAAACUGCCUGGGACCCUUCCUCUUCACACAAUUACUUCUUCCCCUCCUGGAAACAACUGCGGCAACAACCAGCCCUGGUUCAGUACGCGUUAUCUGGACAGGAAGCCAAAUCGUCGAGUUGUCCGCCCCGAAGGGAGGCAUCGUCAUGUCUGAACUCACCUCCCCCCCUCAAGAUCAAACUCGCACCUACGUCACUUCAAAGGCUGGAAAUAUGUUCAUUGCAUCUGAGCUUGCCUGCCGAGUUGGACCUUCUCAUAACAUUAUCAGUGUUUCUCUCAACCCAGGAGCAGCGAAUACAAAUCUCCUUAGACACAGUCCAUGGAUGAAAUUCUUAGCGAGACCGUUGCUAUAUAAGCCAGAGUUAGCCGCCACAACCGAGUUAUACGCCGGAUUGUCGUCAGAAGUAAACUUGGAGGAAAACGGGUGUUAUAUAAUACCCUGGGGCAGAAUUUCUAGAACACUGAGACAGGACCUGGCUGAUGCGUCAAAAUCGACUGAGGAUGGCGGAACCGGGAGGGCAAAGGAGUUUUGGGAAUUCUGUGAGAACAAGACUAGGGAUUAUAUGUAA